UGGGAUUGGCGUCCAAUCGGCGAGGAGCGGGUGGCGGAGGCCGCGAUGUUGUCACCUGACUGCGAUCGGUCCGGGCAGCGUUGGCAGAAUCGACGGCCGAGCGGGCCCUGGAGGCGCGGGGUGUGAGCGGCUGGGACGCCUCGGAAGGGCUGCGGCGGGACCAGAAGAGGGUGUGAAGACUAGAAGCAUGUUUUCUUCUGAGACCUUCGUCAACAUUUGUGUUACAGAAUGCCUUUAAGCGAACGGAAUAGUGUGGUUUUUGCUUAUGAGUCUUCAGUACACAGUGCCAAUGUUCUGCUUAGCCUUGAUGAACAAAGGAAACAAGAUCUUUUUUGUGAUGUUACCAUCUUAGUAGAAGAUCAACGAUUUCGGGCCCAUCGCUCUAUGCUUGCAGCCUGCAGCCUCUAUUUCCGCUCAAGAAUUGUGGGUCAGUUAGAACAAGAUCUUAUCAUUACUUUGCCUGAAGAGGUUACAUUGAAAGGAUUUGCUCCUUUGCUUCAAUUUGCGUAUACUUCUAAACUUAUUUUGGAUAAAGACAAUGUGGCUGACGUUUGCAAAUGUGCUGAGUUUUUGGGAAUACAUGACAUCGAGGAAUCUUGCUUUCAUUUUCUCAAAUUCAAGUUUCUGGACCUUAACCCAGGGUGGCGGGAAUGUCCCAAAAAGAAAUGUUGUCAAUCACACUGGCAGAAAGAGAAGCGUAAAAUAGGUAUGCCAAUUGAUGAGGAUUUCGAAGCAAAUGAUGGGAAUGGUUUGCCAAACGAAUGCGUUCAGAACCCUCAGCCGAAGGCCUGUGAAGACCAGCAACAUGUAGAAGUGUCUUUUUUGCAGGACCAUACUAAUCAGGCAUGUGAGUCUGUAUCAGAAAGGGGUUUUGCCCCUGGUUUAGAUUCCCAGUGCCCCAAAUAUAGGAAGUUCCAGAAAGCUAUAGGGAGUGAUAAAGUCCCUAUUGUGGAGACCAGUUCCAGUAUUAAAGAUAUCCAGGUAACAUCUUCUGCAUCCCUUCAUCCAACGGACUCAAAUACCAGUGGUGCUGUACAAAAAUCUCUUGAAUGUGUAACCGUGCAUCCAGUUCCAAGAUACUCAGAUGCUCCGUCAGUAAUGGAAGAACCUGGAAAAGAAGAGUUAUUGAAAGAGUCAGUUUCUGUACUUCAGAGCAUUGAAUGUUCUACAGAGAAGAUGGAUUGUUCUUUUGACACCCAUAAUUCUUCUAUUUCUGCUUAUCCCCCUUCAUUCUUAAAUGCAUAUGAUCAGUAUUGUAACUUGACUUUGAGUGGUAUGCAGAGCAAUACAGAUGGGGCUGAAAAAAUGGCCAUUGUUACCGGAGCUGGAGAUUGCAAUCCAGUCAGUGAAAUUGCCGAGGAGGGCCCACCUUUGAAAUCUCAGUUGUGUGACAGAGGAAACAUGAGCUGUGCUUCACCCAGCAGUCGUAGCAGUGUGGAGAGGGAGAUAGCAGAACAACUAGCAAAAGGAUUUUGGAGUGAUGUUUAUAACACAGACACUGCAUGUCAAGUAAACCUGUCUCCAGCUUCACCUAAAGAAUUUUUAGAGCAAGGUUGUGCAGAAAAGAAAACCGAGUGUCCUUGGUUAGGUAUCCGGAUCAGUGACAGUCCUGAGCAUGGUCCUCCACGAACUUUUACAACUUUGAGCUCUGUUGUGUGCCCCUUCAUCAGUAACCUAAGCAACGAGAACAGUACUGAUACCAACAGUGGGGACUGUGUUCCAGAGCCCCAACCAGAACAAUAUCCCUAUACCUGUGUGAUUAAUUUGGAAGGAGAUUCUGAAACAGAUACAGAGGGAGACAGUGAAUCCUGUUCUGCCAGAGAACAAGAAUGCGAGAUGAAUCUACCAUUGAAUCCACAGAAGUUAAUUUCACUUUCUAGGAAUGACUUUCAGUCAUUUCUGAAAAUGCACAAAUUGACACCAGAAGAGCUGGAUUGUAUCCAUGAUAUUAGAAGGCGAAGUAAAAAUAGAAUUGCUGCCCAGCGUUGUCGUAAGCGAAAGCUUGACUGCAUCCAGAACCUUGAAUCUGAAAUAGAGAAACUGCAAAGUGAAAAAGAAAACCUACUGAAAGAGAAAGAUCACAUCUUAUCAACACUGGCUGAGACAAAACAGAAUUUGACAGGACUUUGUCAACAAGUCUGCAAAGAAGCAGCACUGAGUCAUGAGCAAAUACAGAUUCUUGCAAAAUAUUCUGCCUCUGAUUGUCCGCUCUCAUUUUUGAUCCCUGAGAGGAAACAGCCAGCAACUUCUGAUGGCAUAUCUACAGUGCUAUUAUGUGCUGAAAUACCAGCCGGUCUUUCUGUGGUAUCAACUAAUGAGCAGAGUUCUGGUUAUCAGCAUAUAAAAGAAGCAUGUAAUACAGGGUACGAUCAAGCGCAAGAGCCGUGCCCAGUUCCUGUAAGAAUAUCUGAUAAAACAUUGUGUUUGGAGCAGUGUGUGCAAAGUGGUAGUGGUAUCACAGAUUUUUGUCAACAGAUGACGGACAAAUGCACUACAGAUGAAUAAUCUUUUUGUCAAACUCAUCCUUACAGGACUGAAGCAUUGGUCCUAAAGUAGAAAGGUAGAAUUUUCCAUAUGGUAUAACUGCAUUUGUAUUUAAUCUACUAUCCUCAUUCAAAUCUGGAUGUAAUUGUGGGCCUUUCUCUAAUGACAUAUAGGAAGAUGUCAUCCUAAAUUUGUAGCAUGCCUUAUUACAAAAAAAGGGAAUUUCUGCAGCUUAGAUAAUUUUGGCUGCCAGUGCCAUGAAAAGUAAAAAAAACCCCUUUUUUGUCUUUUAAAUUCUCUCAAAAUUUACAAGCUAGAAGAGUUAAAAAUAAAUUCGGUAAUAAAACAAAAGCUCAAACAAACAAACAAAACACCUUGUAUUUGGAAGCAUUGAGUCAUACCCAUUCUUAACAUCUUAUUACCCUUCCACUGUUCCCAUACAUUUCCAUUUCUGCUUAAUAUACCAUAGUUGGUUAUACUUCCUACUUCAGAUCUGGUGAGUGGUUGUUGAAAGGAGAAUUAAAAUGGUCAAAGAUUCUGGAAGGAUUUUAACUUUUAUAUUAAUAGUGGGACCAGUUCAGAUACCUUUGAAAAAUAUUGUUUUACAUGGAUGCCUUUAUGAUUAAAGCUAAUUGUAACUAUUCAGUUUUAGAUUUCAAUGGCUAGUACUUUGUUUAUGAAAAAAAAAGCCGCUUUGGAUUCUUUGGUAGUUUUGUCUAUUAAAAUAAGCAAAUAGAGCAUUUUACUGUAGGCUUUUCUGCAACAUAUUAAUUACAGAAAAUCCAUAUAAAUUCUUUAAUUGCAUAAUUCCUCUUUAAUAACAGAAGCUUUACCUGCUGAACCUCAAAACACUUUUGCUGGUUUACAAAACGUAAAAGCCAAUGGAAUUCUUCAUUUCCUACCUCAGCUCAGACAUCAAUUUUUGUAUCUGUGUUUGGAAAAUGAUCAUCUGUAAUUUUCUGUAAUUACUGUAUGCCUUGCAGAAUUCUUGAAUGGCAAAUCUGCCAUCUCCUCUAACAUACUGAAGCAGUGAUUAUGUUAUCGGUGAUUUAUUCUGUAGAAGAGCAAAUUUGCAUAAAACAUAGUGUAAACAUACAUAGUGAACGUUUGGCCAGAUACAUCAUCUGAACAGUACUUCUAACAACCAGCAUGUAUUUAAAAAAACUACACUACCUCAUAGAGUGAUUUUCAAGAUCAUUCUAAGCUGCAGUGAUAUUCACAAAUACUUGUCACGAAUUAGCGUUAUAAAUGACAGCUUAAAAUAUUUUACUUCAUUGUGGAAGUUCAUGGUUUCUUUUGCUUGUGUUCAUUUCUCUUGUGAUAAUUUAGGAGAGCAUUCUUAAUACAUAUUGUCCAGAAUUCUGUUAAUUACAUACACUGGUAUAAGUCAAAUGGCAUAAAUCUCAGUAAUACAUAUCUGCUUGUUAAGGAAUCAUUGUUUGUAUUCUUUGUUGUGUGCCAUGUCACAUGGGUGGCAUGCAAUAAGAAAUGCAAACAUCAGCAAGUUAAUUAGCAGCAAUUCACCACUAAGGCUCCAUGCUAUUUGACUUACGCUGACAUACAUAAAUAAUAGGAUUUGGGCCAUUUAGAUGGUAUUUUUGGUGUUGUGUACAUCUAUUAAGGGCAUGAACUCUUUUUCCUAGAAGUCAUAUGGUCUGACUUUUCUACCCUGUUCUUUUCUGACAAUUCAGUUAUCAGUGCCAAAUCUAUUAAAACAUGCAAAUGUCUAUGCUAGGGCUAAGGAAGAUACAGUAUGACCUUGCAGAUGCAGUUGGACUCUAGUUCUUCCUAUAUGCCCUGGCCAGCCUGACUAGUGGUGAUGGUUAAUGGGGCUAAUAGUUUUGUAACAUCUGGUUCCCACCUCUGCUCUAUAUCCUGAAAAAGUAGCUUAAUUUUCUUUUGAAAGAAUUGUGAUACUGACAUAAUUGCAUAUGGGAGAACUAUUGGAAGAAUUGCUAGGGUCAAAACAUUUGAAAUUGUCCGCAGGGACCUGGAUUUUCUAUCUAUGGCAGAGAUGGAGAACAUGUCGUCCUCCAAAUGUUUGACUGCUGUUCCUUAUCUCUCACUGCUGGCUGUUCUCUCUAGGAUGUAAGAGUUACAUCUGAAGGAAAGGAUGUUCAUCUUUCCUCUUCUUUGGACUUGACUAAUGCAGAGGUUGAAACAGAGAAUCUGGCUUAAGUUUCUGUGUCCCAAAAGUCAGUUGAUAAGACAUCUGGAAGAAUGGAUCAUUGCCUGCCAGAGUAGUGAAAAAGAGCAUCCAUUGCAUUCUUGCAAUUGUUUAGCAACUUUAAUGCCUAUGAAUUAGAGUCCUAUGUUAAAUUCACAUUCUUGCAGGAAUUGUUGAAUUUGUUGUAUCCAGGUGGGGAGCGGGGAGGGGGGAUUGAGGCAGCUUAAUCAGCUACCUCUAGGAAAGUUUGUACAGUGGUAUUUUGAUUGCAUGCAAACACUGAAAAGCUAAAUCAUCAGCUUGCAAGUUUUAGGAAUGGAUAUCAACGGCAAUUUUAAUGUACAAAAAUCUCAGGUAAAUCAUACAUUCUCCAGUUUUAGCCAAGAACAUUCAUUUUUGAACAUGUACAAUAUUAGUAUCAAUGCAUGUUAAAAGUAGUUUUAAAGAUCUGGGGCAGAAUGUUAGAAAUUCUCUAACAAUAAAACAGCAUAAAGAUUGUAAAAAAGCAAAAAAACCCUGCAUUAAUUACAGUUGAUUUUUUAAAAUCUUUCAUAGUCCAGUGUUUUCUAAUGCAAUAAAAGCCACUAUUCUUUCUAAAAAGGUCUUCAUUUUUGUAAACAUUUGGCAUUGUAGAACUGAUGCAUACCAACUGAUUUCAUUUAGUACUACUAAAGCUGAACUCUGGAAAUAACAUUAUUUAUACAGUUUAUAUAAUAUAUUCAAACAGCAGACAUUAAUGAUUGGAAUAAAAUGCCUAAAACUUUA
This is a messenger RNA of Pogona vitticeps (central bearded dragon), 5416 nucleotides long. RefSeq names its product BTB domain and CNC homolog 1 (gene BACH1). The record is from RefSeq and is a predicted model, not a curated record. NCBI's taxonomy places the organism in Eukaryota, Metazoa, Chordata, Lepidosauria, Squamata, Agamidae. Gene Ontology annotation, biological process: regulation of transcription by RNA polymerase II. Gene Ontology annotation, molecular function: RNA polymerase II cis-regulatory region sequence-specific DNA binding; DNA-binding transcription factor activity, RNA polymerase II-specific; protein binding.